This is a messenger RNA of Sebastes umbrosus (honeycomb rockfish), 4354 nucleotides long. It is a transcript of the gene vav2, whose product is annotated as vav 2 guanine nucleotide exchange factor. Gene Ontology annotation, biological process: cell migration; regulation of GTPase activity. The record is from RefSeq and is a predicted model, not a curated record. Gene Ontology annotation, molecular function: protein binding; guanyl-nucleotide exchange factor activity. The transcript has 30 exons. The coding region runs from base 1125 to 3767 and encodes 880 amino acids. NCBI's taxonomy places the organism in Eukaryota, Metazoa, Chordata, Actinopteri, Perciformes, Sebastidae. Gene Ontology annotation, cellular component: cytoplasm.
UCCGUCAGAGGGCGCAUACAUCCCCUAUACUCUCACUCUCACUUACCAAAAUAUCCCCUGAAAACUCACAUUCUUGGAGGGACUAUGGAGCCUCUUUAACGAAAAGUGUGGGCACGCUAUUCAAGUUUACUUAAGAUAAUUAGCACGUGCCAGCUUGUCCCAAAGCGCGAGAAGCCUUGGACGCUUUCUCUCGUGGGUCUCUCAGGUCUCUGGAGGAGUUGGGACCAGCAGCUAAACAUCUCCGGGACGGGAAACGAGGAGAGAGAGACAUAGAGAGAGAGAGGGAGAGGGAGAGAGAGGACAUGAGCGGAAGGGAGGCAGCAGAAAUCACAGACAAGCCGAGCUGUACAUGCACACACGCGCGCGACGCUAUUUUGGGCGUCAUGCAGAAGAAAGGCGCCAAACAAAGUAACUAACCGGAUCAAUGUAAACACUGACUGCUACUUUGUUUCUUUUUUUCCUCCCUGGACAUGUUUCCGCUGCAGGAGAGCGUUGUUUAGACUCUGAAAGAAGGUCCGUGGAAGCUGCUCCUGCUGUGUAUUCCUCUCUUUUUUUGUUUGCUGUGGAAAUUACAAGAAGUUCUGGACGUUUAACUUCACGAGGAAAAUGCAAAAUGCGGUGGGUAACUCUUCGACAAUUUGUUUUUUUUGCCCCACAUUGUCCUGUUUGCUGCUUCACUGAAAUGUGAGCCACUAUAGUGAAGUCGCUACAUGACAAACCGCUGCACCCAGCCAGCUGUUUUUACUAGCCUGUACUACUGUAACACCCCUUUUCAUUUGGAUUUGGAUAUGCGAAGCAAACUUUUUAAGAAUGAAGAGGAGAAAAUGCCCAUAGCACGCCUCUGUUGUCUGCUCACACCGCCGCCGAGAAGGUCCGCUCAACUGGGAUUUCUAUUUGAGUCUUCUUCAUUUCCAUGUUGUGGAGACAGGAGGAGAGCUGACAUGCGUCUGGUAUCAUGGGGAUAUAGUGCGGUGGUGACGUACGAAAUUGCCUGAUUAUCUUGCUGAUAAGUGAAUGAUUAAGACAUCAGGUAUAAGCAGGUAUAUAAGGGAGUCGACCGUGCUUGUGUGCGCCAGUGAAGCUGUUCGACGAGUCGGUUACUUUGUGAGGAGGAGAGAGUCGAUAUGGAGGAGUGGAGACAAUGCGGCCGGUGGUUGAUAGACUGCAAGGUCCUGCCCCUGAACCACCGGGUCGUGUGGCCCUCGGCGGUCGUCUUCGACUUGGCACAGGCCCUGCGAGACGGGGUGCUGCUGUGCCAGAUGUUGCACAACCUCUCGCCGGGAUCAGUGGACCUGAAGGAGAUCAACUUCAGACCCCAGAUGUCACAGUUCCUGUGUUUGAAGAACAUCCGGACAUUUCUCAAGGUGUGCCACGACAAGUUUGGCCUGCGCAACAGUGAGCUGUUUGACCCUUUUGACCUCUUCGACGUCAGGGACUUCGGCAAGGUAAUCUCCGCUCUGUCGAGGAUCUCCCACCACAGCAUCGCACAAAUCAAAGGCAUCAGGCCCUUUCCGUCGGAGGACACAGCUCUGAAUGAGGAUGAUGUGUACCGGAGCCUUGAAGAGCUGGCAGAUGAGCAUGACUUGGGUGAGGAUGACAUCUACGACUGCGUGCCGUGCGAGGAUGAUGGGGAUGACAUCUAUGAGGACAUCAUUAAGGUGGAAGUACGACAACCCAUGAUCAGAUACAUGCAGAAGAUGGGUAUGACAGAAGAUGACAAGAGAAAUUGCUGCUUAGUGGAGAUCCAAGAGACUGAAGCAAAGUACUACAAGACCUUGGAGGACAUUGAGAAGAAUUACAUGAUCCCAUUGACGCCAGUCUUGAGUCCACAGGACAUGGAGGCUAUCUUUGUCAAUCUCGAAGAUGUAAUCAAAGUCCACUUUGCCCUCCUGCGAGCCAUCGACCUGAGCAUGGUCAGUGGAGGAAGCGGCCUGGGGAAGAUCUUCAUCGACUUCAAGGAAAGGUUGUUGAUCUAUGGUCAGUACUGCAGCCACAUGGAGAACGCCCAGAAGACACUGGGUGAGAUAAUAGCAACACGAGAGGAUGUCAAGAUUAAAGUAGAGGAAUGUACUCUGAAAGUGCAGGAAGGGAAGUUCAAGCUGCAGGAACUUCUGGUGGUUCCCAUGCAGAGGGUGCUGAAGUAUCACCUACUACUGAAGGUACUUUUGAGUCACUCAGCAGACCGACCAGAGAGACAACAACUCAAGGAGGCUUUGGAGGCUAUGCAGGACCUGGCCAUGUACAUCAACGAAGUCAAGAGGGACAAUGAGACGCUGAAGAAAAUCAGCGAAUUCCAAAGUUCGAUAGAAAAUCUUCAGCAGGUGAAACUGGAGGAGUACGGGAGGCCAAAGAUAGACGGAGAGCUGAAGGUGUGCUCCAUCGUCAACCGAACGAAACAGGACCGGUAUAUAUUCCUGUUUGAUAAAGUGGUCAUUGUCUGCAAGAGGAAAGGCUAUAGCUAUGAGCUCAAAGAGAUUAUUGAACUGCAGUCAUAUAAAAUGUCGGACGACCCCAUGAACAACAGAGACGUGAAAAAGUCGAGUGGAAAAAUGUGGUCGUACGGUUUCUACCUGAUCCACCUGCAAGGGAAGCAGGGCUUCCAGUUCUUUUGUAAAACCGAGGAGACAAAGAGGAAGUGGAUGGAGCAGUUUGAAAUGGCCAUGUCCAACAUCAAGCCAGAGAGAGCCACAGCCAACCAGCAUAACUUCCAAAUGCACACAUUCGAUAAGAACACCAACUGUCGAGCCUGCAAGAUGCUGUUGAGGGGCAUCUUCUAUCAGGGCUACUACUGCUCUCGCUGUGGAACUGGAGCACAUAAAGAGUGUCUGGAAGUCAUCACCAUCUGUAAAAUCAAUCCUCAAGACUUGGAACCUGGAAUGUCAUCAGGUCCCAAGAUGGUGGCAGUGAGGAACUACCACGGCACACCAGCACCUACAGGGAAGACACCGCUCUGUUUUCAGACAGGAGAGUUUAUCGAGCUGCUGAAGGGAGAUCCUGACACCACAUGGUGGGAGGGAAAGCUGAUACAAACACAGAAGAGCGGCUUCUUCCCCAGUUCAUGUGUAAAACCUUGUUUGGACCCAAAGCCCUUCCAGUCAUUAUCCAGCCGGCAGUCCUCAAGAGAAUCAGACUACUAUGGAUAUCCUUGGUUUGCGGGGAACAUGGAGCGCCAGCAGGCCGAUAACCUUUUAAAAUCCCACAGCAGCGGGACUUACCUUAUCAGAGAGAGGACAGCUGAGGCGGAGAGGUUCGCCAUCAGCAUCAAAUUCAAUGAUGAAGUAAAACACAUCAAAGUCAUUGAAAAAGACAGCUGGAUUCACAUCACUGAGGCCAAAAAGUUUGAGAGUCUUUUGGAGCUGGUGGAGUACUAUCAGGCCCAUUCACUGAAAGAAAGCUUCAAGUUGUUAGAUACCACAUUGCGAUUUCCCUACAAGUCAAAAGAACGCUCGCUAACACGGGCCAGUACACGCUCACCAGCAGCCACCUGCGCCUCCUACAACUUCUCCUUCCUCAGUCCGCAGGGCCUCAACUUCUCUUCUCAGAGCUCAGCUCCCUUUUGGUCAGUGUUCACUCCUCGGGUGGUCAGCUCAGCAGUGGCCAGGUAUAACUUUGCAGCAAGAGACAUGAGAGAGCUGUCACUGCGAGAAGGAGACAUCGUCAAAAUCUACAGCAAGAUCGGUGGAGACCAGGGCUGGUGGAAAGGAGAGGCCAAUGGACGAAUUGGAUGGUUUCCCUCAACGUACGUGGAUGAAGAAGGAGUGCAGUAACGCUUGGAUGUUUGCUGGCGUGGCUCCCUUUAAAAUCAGGAACCAUCUUCUAUCUACUGUUCUCAGAGAAAAUUACUCUCUCUCUCUCUCUCCAGGAAAAUAACACGAGGAAAAAAGGAAGCUUUUUUUUGUUGUUUUUUGCUGGAUACUCAUUUUUCAGCGAGUGUUUCUCUAUCUUCAAUUAUGCAUCAGCUUUGCUUUUGUUUGUACAUUUUUUUUUUUUUGCAGGAUGUCCUGUUUAAUUUCUGUACAGGUAAGAAGAAAAAAAACUGUCUUGUUGUCCGUCAGCCUCUGUGCGCUCUGCAGAGGCUUUAUUGAACUGAGGACACAGCAGAAAACGGACUGUGGAUAGCUUUACUUUGAAAAAGGCUCCCCUUUGUUGCAGGUCUAUGCGAGGUGAAAUAAUUGUACAGUAUAGAUAAUUUAUUGAAUAGAGAUUAUUAUCAUUACUAAUGAUUAUUGUGGGGAAGUUGUUUUGAACAGCAGCAAGGAAUCGGACGAGAAAAAAAAAAAAAAAAAAAAAAGACAGAUGCUCUGUUUUCAUGUUGAAAGAUUUUGCCUUAGUUGUCAUGGUGAUGCCUUGUGGG